This is a messenger RNA of Mesocestoides corti, 423 nucleotides long. The record is from the annotation of a GenBank genome assembly. Lineage: Eukaryota; Metazoa; Platyhelminthes; Cestoda; Cyclophyllidea; Mesocestoididae.
AUGUCAGAGGACUACCAUCAAAUGUAUCGGGGUACCACUCUUGGCAACACUCUUCAGGAGUCCUUAGAAGAAAUGCUUGAUCACAACCUUCUCAAGCCACAGACUGCAGGAAAGAUAAUGAAGAAGUUUGAUCAAUGUAUAUGUACAGCUUUGUCAACACAGGUUAAGGCCAGGUUGAAUCUUCAAGGGUAUCUUAAUGCCUAUAGAAACUGUGAUAAUGUGUGGACUUUGGUUCUAAACAAUGUUGAAAUAAAGGAUGGUUCCAGCACUAUGCACGUCGAUAAACACUCCAAGAACUCUGCUAACCAGGGAUCACAAAAAACCAGUACUAGCCUAAGUCGUGGCGGCCCUGGACCUGGACUACAUGGAGAUACUGACACAAGUGCCCUGGAUGAUGACCGGUCGGACGAGGACGUCGCGUAA